AAUCUUUUCAGUGAAGCGUUGAGAUUAACUUUUUAGAAGAAUAAAACAUGGCUGUAACGUCAAAUAUUGCUAAGAAAAUUUUUGCAUCUGCAAUGGAGACCAUAGCGUCAGACAAGCUAGUUAGAAAUUCCCUUCACCGCAGAGGAGAUAUUUUGGUGGUUAAUGACAAAGAAUAUCGUUUGAAGAAGAACGUGUAUGUGGUGGGAUAUGGAAAGGCUGUGUUAGGUAUGAUGCGUGGCGUUCAGGAUGUGUUAAAAGAUCAUAUUGUUUGCGGUGUCAUCAGUGUACCAUAUGGGACAAAAGAAACAUUCAAAACACAAUAUCAGACGAUAAAUAAAAACAUCGCUGUGAUGGAGGGCGCCAGAAAUAACCUUCCCGAUAAUGACGCUGUAAAAAAUGCUGAUUGUAUUAAAACAUUAGCACAGUCUCUUUCAGUGGAAGAUAUUUUAGUUGUGUUGACAUCGGGUGGUGGUUCCGCUCUGCUCCCUGCACCGCCGCCGACCUUAGGCUUGUCAAAUAAACUCGAGGCAAUAAAAAUAGUUGGUUGUGCUGGCGCUAGCAUACAACAACUGAACACUGUCAGAAAACACCUUUCAGAGCUCAAAGGGGGGAAACUAGCAAAGUUGUCUCCAUCAAAAAACAUGAUUUCUUUGAUCAUUUCCGACAUCGUGAACAAUCCAAUUGAUCUAAUUGCUUCAGGUCCAACCGUGUUCGACUCAUCUACAGCACAAGAAUGUUUUGAAAUAUUUAAAAGUUUAAACAUUAGAGAGAAAAUUCCACCAAUCGUUGUUGAUUAUUUAAAACAAAGCGUAAAUAACACGGCUGGAGAGUCCAAAAGGGGAUAUUUCACCGAACAAUGCAACAAUGUUAUUAUUGGUUCAAACAAGAUAUUGGUGGAAUCAGCAGCAACAAAAGCGGAGGAAUUAGGCUAUAAGCCAUACGUUCUUACCACCGAACUUGAAGGCGAUGCAACAGAAACUGGCUACAUGUUCGCAGAGAUUGUUUCUUCGCUAUUAUUACGUGACCCGAAAAGCAAGAUUGCAGAAAUAUUAGCGCGUGCCAAUAAUGCAUUUAAUCCUGAUGUGUUUUUAGAUGACUGCGACCGUGGUUUAAAUGUAUGUCUUAUAACAGCUGGUGAAACUACCGUACAGGUUAAAGGAAGUGGUCGUGGGGGAAGAAAUCAACAACUUAUUCUAUCUGCGUUACUGCGUAUGCGGGAUCUUGCGAUCACACAUAAGAAUUUGUCCUUUCAACACAUGUGUUUGUUUAGCGCAGGUACGGAUGGCCAAGAUGGUCCCACGGAUGCUGCUGGUGCAUUUUGUGAUGGAAACCUAGUUGAAUACUCUACUAAGUUUGGCGUAGACGUGAAGUCAUAUUUGGAUAACAAUGCAUCAUAUGAUUUUUUUUCUGAUUGUUGUUCAGGAGAAUAUAUAUUUAAAACAGGUUUGACAGGCACGAAUGUCAUGGACAUACAGUUGCUUGUGCUUGACUUAUCAAGACAUAAGUGACGUCAUUAUUAUAUUAUUAUUUUUUAAUUUUGUCUUAGUAAUUGAUUAUGUGAUUUUUUUGUUAAUGACAAGUGAACUCGUUUCCGCUUUA
This is a messenger RNA of Hydractinia symbiolongicarpus, 1599 nucleotides long. Its product is annotated as glycerate kinase-like. Bases 48 to 1508 code for a protein of 486 amino acids. Gene Ontology annotation, cellular component: cytoplasm. Gene Ontology annotation, biological process: protein phosphorylation. Gene Ontology annotation, molecular function: glycerate kinase activity. The record is from RefSeq and is a predicted model, not a curated record. Lineage: Eukaryota; Metazoa; Cnidaria; Hydrozoa; Anthoathecata; Hydractiniidae. The transcript is spliced from 2 exons.